AUGCUGUCAUCUUGGUGUUUUAUUCCUCUCCUAGCCGCGUCGUUUUUCGGCCCAAUCCAGGCCGCAAACCAGGUUCCGUUGUCGGCUGGCCAGUCUGAAAGGGCAACAAGUGAAGCGGGAUUCCAGAUCUUUACAAGCAAGCAUUCUCCUCAGCAUUCCAUCCGCAUUAAGAGACAAGAUGACUCAAUUUGUGAUGCUCACUCCGCCCAGUACACCGGGUGGCUGGAUAUCGGACCGAAACACCUUUUCUUCUGGUACUUUGAGAGCCAGAGCGAUCCUGAAAAUGAUCCCCUCACGCUGUGGAUGACUGGAGGACCAGGCUAUUCCAGCAUGAUUGGAAUGCUUGAGGAGGUAGGCCCUUGUUCAGUCAAUGAGCAUGGUAAUGGCACGAACUACAAUCCAUGGGGCUGGAGCAAGAAAUCAUCAAUGCUCUUUGUUGAUCAGCCCGUUGGUGUCGGCUUUUCUUAUGGCGAUGAAGGUCAUGAGAUUCCGAACGACUCAUAUCUAGCAGCAGUGGACAUGCAUAGAUUCCUUCAGCUAUUCGUAUCUGAGGUUUUUCCGAACAAAUUGCAUACUCCAUUUCAUAUUUCGGGAGAAUCGUAUGGUGGACACUAUAUUCCGUACCUUGGAGCCCAAAUUGUGCGACAGAACAAACUUUACUCCAAUGAGCCGCAAGUACAGCUCAAGUCCUGCUUAAUAGGCAAUGGUUGCAUGUCACACAUGCAUACCGCUUUCGGCUACUGGGAGACCCUUUGCACGACCAACCCUGGCGUUGAGAAGCCUGUCUUCAACGAAACCAGAUGCGACAUCAUGGCAAAGAACAUACCAAGAUGUAUGAAAUUAGCUGAAGUUUGUCGUCGCAACCCAGAUCCAGCAAUAUGUCUCUCGGCCAAAUCUGUCUGCGAUGAGGGCAUUACUGGAAUGUACGACAAAGAGUCUGAUGUCAAAGGAGGUCGCAAUAGAUUCGACAUUACCGUCCCUUGUCAGGUUGACGAUAUCUGUUAUGUUCAAGGCGUUCACCUUCAGAGUUAUUUGAACUCAAAGCUUAUUUGGGAUGCUCUCUCCCCUCCAAAAGAAGUCAAAGAGUACAAGUAUGCUUCCAAACCUGUCGAAGAUGCCUUUGACCUAACUUCGGACUCAAUGGUACCUUCAACCGAAGAAGUCGAGUUUCUCCUUGCAAACCAAGUUCACGUAAUGAACUAUCAGGGUAAUCUAGACCUUGCGUGCAAUACCGCAGGGAACCUGAAAUGGAUGCAUGAUAUUCCCUGGAAAGGACAAGCUGAGCUGUCUUCUAAACCUCUAAUUCCAUGGAAAUCUGUCCUCUCAUCGACAGGGAAGAAUGAGACAGUGGGGAGCAUGAAAGAAGUCAAAAUUCGUGUGACGGAUAGCGCAACGAUUGCUACUAGAUACGCCUUCGUAACGGUGGACAAUGCUGGCCACAUGGUUCCGCAAGAUCGGCCUGACGUGGCGUUUGAUUUGAUGAACCGCUGGAUUUCUGGUGAGCCGUUUGUAUAA
Molecule: messenger RNA, 1515 nt
Organism: Nannizzia gypsea CBS 118893
Lineage: Eukaryota; Fungi; Ascomycota; Eurotiomycetes; Onygenales; Arthrodermataceae
Product: carboxypeptidase Y
Exons: 4
Coding region: 1-1515 (504 amino acids)
Biological process (GO): proteolysis
Cellular component (GO): fungal-type vacuole
Molecular function (GO): serine-type carboxypeptidase activity
Source: RefSeq, a predicted model, not a curated record